CAAGGGAAGGGAAUUACAUUACCUUUGCACCAAACUCACAACUUCCACAUUGAGAGCUUCAGAGGGGAAAACAGGAAUAUUCAACCAGCCAUCGCUUCACACCGAAUAGAGAAAAUGGCUUCCCGAUCAGAGGAGGAUCUCUCCUGUCCGGUCUGCCAUAACAUCUUUAGAGAUCCUGUCGUCCUGUCAUGCAGCCACAGCUUCUGUAAAGGCUGUGUGCAGGACUGGUGGAGAGAAAAACUAUUACAGGAGUGCCCAAUUUGUAGGAGAAGAUCAUCAAAGAAUGAACCACCUGUUAGUUUGGUGAUAAAGAACCUGUGUGAGGCCUUCUUACUGGAGAGAGAUCACACAGCUUCAGCAGGAUCUGAGGCUCUCUGCAGUCUGCACUCUGAGAAACUCAAACUCUUCUGUCUGGACCAUCAGCAGCCAGUUUGUCUCAUCUGCAGAGAUUCAAAGACGCACAACAACCACAGAUUCAGACCCAUUGAUGAAGCUGCACAGGAUCACAGAGAGGAGCUCCAGAAAGUCCUGAAGCCCUUUAAAGAGAAACUGAAGAUCUUUGAACAAGUUAAAGGAAACUUUGAUCAAACAGCAGAACACAUUAAGGUCCAGGCCGAACACACAGAGAGGCAGAUUAAGAAGCAGUUUAAGAAGCUUCAUCGCUUUCUAGAAGAGCAAAAGAAGGCCAGGAUCACUGCUCUGAGGGAGGAAGAGGAGCAGAAGAGUCAGAUGAUGAAGGAGAAGAUUGAGGCUCUGAGCAGAGAGAUAGCAGCUCUUUCAGACACAAUCAGAGCCACAGAGGAGGAGCUGAGAGCUGAAGACAUCUCAUUCCUGCAGAACUACAAGGCUGCAGUGAAAAGAGUCCAGCAUCGCCCCCUGCUGGAGGAUCCACAGCUGGUCUCAGGAGCUCUGAUAGACGUGGCCAAACACCUGGGCAACCUGACCUACAACAUCUGGGACAAGAUGAAGGACAUGGUCUCCUACACUCCCGUGAUUCUGGAUCCAAACACUGCCAACCCAGAACUCCUCCUGUCUGAAGAUCUGACCAGUGUGAGACGGGGACGGGGACAGAAGCUUCCUGACAAUCCAGAACGGUUUGACUGUUACCGCAUGGUUCUGGGCUCUGAGGGCUUUACCUCUGGGACUCACAGCUGGGAUGUCGAGGUUGGAAACAGUCCAGCCUGGGUCCUGGGUGUAGCAGCAGAAUCUGUUCAAAGGAAGGGAGACAGAGGUUUACAGUCUGGAUUAUGGGGAAUGGGGCUCUAUAAAGGUGAAUGCCCAACAUGCUCAGUACCAGGUCCACACACUGUUCUCUCUGCAGAGCUCCAGAGGGUCAGAGUUCAUCUGGACUGGAACAGAGGAACGCUGUCAUUCUCUGAUCCUGAUACUAACACACACAUACACACCUUCACACACACUUUCACUGAGAGGAUGUUUCCAGUCGUUACCGCUGGGAACAAAGUCCCACUGAAGAUAUUACCAGUGGUCGGUUAUGAUAACGGUGCUGAUGACGUUGUUAAUGAUGAGGAUUGGAGUGAUAGUCCCGAGUAUGUUUCCAUGUAUCAGCAGUGUGUGUGAUCUCCCACUGAAGACGAUAACGAUGAUGACGAUGAUGACGAUGAUGACGAUGAUGAUGUACAUCUGGAAAAGUAUUAUUCAACAUCUUCAAUAUACAAAUGAUCCUAUAAAAGAGUUUUCAUUUAGCUGAACUUGGACUUCAGUGACUUGUAAAUAGAGCAAUCAUUUUAAUCCAGUAUUUUUACCAGAUGAGGAUCUAUUAUAUAAAAAGUGAUCACAUUUUUGUUCAAUAUUCAAUAUAUUUA
Molecule: messenger RNA, 1823 nt
Organism: Dicentrarchus labrax (European seabass)
Lineage: Eukaryota; Metazoa; Chordata; Actinopteri; Moronidae
Product: nuclear factor 7, brain-like
Exons: 2
Coding region: 115-1578 (487 amino acids)
Molecular function (GO): protein binding; zinc ion binding
Source: RefSeq, a predicted model, not a curated record